Molecule: messenger RNA, 597 nt
Organism: Chrysochloris asiatica (Cape golden mole)
Lineage: Eukaryota; Metazoa; Chordata; Mammalia; Afrosoricida; Chrysochloridae
Gene: TMEM52
Product: transmembrane protein 52
Exons: 5
Coding region: 1-597 (198 amino acids)
Source: RefSeq, a predicted model, not a curated record
AUGGCCUUGGGCGCUCCGGCCGCUUGCAGGUUCCUGCUGCUACUAUUGCUCUGGUCGCUGCCGCAGGUGGCGCUGGGCUUCACAGACGACAGCUGUGAUAACUCGGACCAGUGCCCACCCCAGGCCCGCUGGAGCAGCCUGUGGCACGUGGGGCUCAUCUUGCUAGCUGUCCUCCUCCUGCUGCUGUGUGCCGUCACAGCCAGCUGCGUCCGGUUCUGCUGCCUCCGGAAGCAGGCACAAGCCCAGUCACACCUGCUGCCAUCCAGGCAGUCCUGUGAUCUGACAGUCAUCCCCGUGGACAGUGAUAGCCCCGUGCACAGCACAGUGACUUCCUACAGUUCCUUUCAGUAUCCGCUGGUCAUGAGGCUGCCCCUGCCCUUUGGGGACCUGGACCCUGAUACCGUGGCUCUGCCUGCCUACAGCCUGUAUGUCCUGGAACCGCCUCCUUCUUAUGAUGAGGCAGUCAAGACAGCCAAGCCCAGCCACCAAGAGCCAGCCCCAUCCCCGAGGCCCAGCCCCCUCCCCGGGGUCUUGGACCUAGAGGCCACUCCAGUGCCCCAGGAAACAGCCCCCAGUGCCCAGCCCCCGCUGCUGUAG